CUCGCCUGGCAAUUCCCUCCUAAAGGCCUUCAGGAUGAUGAACCAGGGCCACAAUCCACAAAUGAUGACUGCUCAGAUGUCACAGCAACAGGCCAUGAUGCAACAGAAUCAACAAGCAGGAAUGGGUCCACAGCAGGGCAUGCAGCAAAGCCAACAAGCUCAAGAACAGCAUCAGCAGCAGCAACAGACACAACAGCAACAACAGCAGCAGCAACAACAACAGGCGAAUCAGCAACAGGAGCAGAAGGACAGCAUAAGUCGCAUCAAGCAUCACUACUGGCAGAUGAAGGAUGCGCUAAUGGAAACCCUUGGCUGUGCUUCAACAAAUAUUGCAAACAACACCCAAGUUGAUCAGGGAUUAAGAAAUGCUGGAGAAGUCCCGCACACCAAGUUUGAAGAGAGCAUUGAGAAGUUCUAUACGCUAUGCGACCAGAUAGAGAUAAAUUUGCAAACUGCCAUUGAUUGCCAGCUCCAGGGUGCCGCUUCCCAGAAAUACACACCAAGUCCAAUAUCAACACCUCCAGUGGAUGUUCAGAAAUAUGCCCAUUAUCUCUCAACUGUCCGAAAUCAAGUUGUAUAUGCAAAGGACAUCCAUACUGCUCUUGUUGAUGCUGCCACAAGCAUGUCCAAUAUGAACACCACCACAAUGACUACUAUGGAUAGUAGUAAUUGAUACACCUGUUAGGUCUUUAGUAAUAAAUUAUGAUCAGAAUAAA
Molecule: messenger RNA, 716 nt
Organism: Penaeus indicus
Lineage: Eukaryota; Metazoa; Arthropoda; Malacostraca; Decapoda; Penaeidae
Product: mediator of RNA polymerase II transcription subunit 29-like
Exons: 5
Coding region: 35-673 (212 amino acids)
Biological process (GO): regulation of transcription by RNA polymerase II
Cellular component (GO): mediator complex
Molecular function (GO): transcription coregulator activity; transcription factor binding
Source: RefSeq, a predicted model, not a curated record